AUGAAGUCGACCAUCUUCGCCGCUGCGGCUCUGUCGCUCUGCGCCGCUGCCGCCCCGGCCCCGGCUCCCACCUCCGCCGACGACCAGUGCCCGGCUACCACCAUCACCCAGACGCAGACGCAGGUUCAGACCGUUACGCAGACGCAGACGGUUACGCAGACGCAGACCGUCAGCCUGCAGCCCGCCACCCACACCAUGGUUCUGCCCCAGGAGCCUGUCACCGUUACUCUCCCUGCUCAGGGCACUGCCGCCGCCGGCCAGCCCCAGCCCCAGCCCCAGACUGUCACUGUCACCCCUGAGGCCCGCACCAUCACGGUUCCUGCCCAGGUCCUGCCUCCCGUCACCCAGACCCAGACGGUUGGCGGCGUUGCUACCGUCACUGCUGGUGGCGAGGUUCAGACCGUCACCGUCUCUCCCCAGGCGCCUGUUGCGCCCAGCACCGUGACCGUUGGUGGCGUUGUCACUGUCACGGCCGGUGGUGAGGUUCAGACUGUCACUGCUCCUGGCGUCAUCCCUGUUGCCCGCACCGUCACUGUGGUUGGCGAGGUCAGGACUGUCACUGUUCCCGGCCAGACGAGGACCAUUACGCUCACCUCCGCGAGCCAGAGCGUUCAGACCUCUGCUGCUCAGAACCCUGCUGUUCAAUCCCCUGCUGCUCAGUCUUCUGCUGCUCAGUCUUCUGCUGCUCAGUCCUCCGCCGCUGCCCAGUCCUCCGCCGCUGCCCAGUCCAGCGUCCAGGUUGAGAACGUCACCCUGACGACCAUCACUCUGCCCAACACGACCGUCACUAGCACUGUUGAUGCGUCCACCGUUACCAGCACCGCUGAUGCGUCCACCAUUACCAGCACUGCUGAUGCAUCCACUGUCACGGAGACUUCCACGGAGACCACUGCUACGGCCACCGAUGCUACCACCACGGCUACGGACGCCACUACCACGGCCACUGAUGCUACCACUACGGCUACGGAUGCCACCUCCACCGAUGUCACCACCACUGCCACUGAUGCUACAGCCACUGACGCCACCACCACGGCUACUGAUGCUACGGCCACCGACGCUACGGCUACCGAUGUUACUACCACGGCCACUGAUGCCACGGCCACUGAUGCUACGGCCACCGACGCUACGGCCACCGACGCUACGGCCACCGACGCUACGGCUACCGAUGUUACUACCACGGCCACUGAUGCCACGGCCACGGAUGCUACGGCUACGGCCACUGACGCCACGGCUACGGAUGCUACUAUUACUGCCACCAUUACACCCGCGCCCGAUGCUACCACCACCGACGACGGCUUAAUCAGGAUUACUCUCGGCCCUGACGGCAACGUCCUCACGCUGCCCGCGUCGGCCUUCCCGGGCACGGCUACUACCGACGCCACGGCCACGGUCACGGACGCUCCCGAGGCUACCAGCGUGCCCGGCUCGCCCACCCCGACUAUUGUCCCGGACUCGCCUAGCCCGACUCCCACUCCCGAGUUCACUCCUCUCGAGCCCACCGACGACAUCCCGACUAUCUCGCUCGACCCCACGGGUGAUCUCCCUACGCUCACUGCUUUGCCUACCGAUGAUCUUCCUGAGAUUACCAGCUUCCCCACGAUCGGCCUCCCCACGCUCAGCCUUCCCGUAAUCAGCAUCCCCAUCAGCAUCCCCAUCAGCAUCCCCGCUACUACGGCCGCGCCGGAGCAGAGCGCGCCCGCACAGAGCGUGCCCGACGAAGAGACCCCGACGCAGACGAUUGGCGGCCAGGACGACCCGCUGAUCACGGCCGCGCCGCAGACGCCGUAUAUAAACGCGAACGGUGACAUUGUAAUUCCGCAGUUGCAGGAUGACGGCUCAUACCAGUACCUCACGAUCCCCAACGGAGGGUUUCAACCCUUCGGAGGAAAUGAUCUAACCAUGUCGUAG
Aplosporella prunicola CBS 121167 is the source of this 1908-nucleotide messenger RNA. RefSeq lists its product as uncharacterized. NCBI's taxonomy places the organism in Eukaryota, Fungi, Ascomycota, Dothideomycetes, Botryosphaeriales, Aplosporellaceae. The coding region runs from base 1 to 1908 and encodes 635 amino acids. The record is from RefSeq and is a predicted model, not a curated record. The transcript is spliced from 2 exons.